CCGUGUGACCAAGUGCCACUAGGGAGCGUCCAGGCGGGGUGACCUCCAGUGCGCCAGGUAUAUAGCUUCGGUCAUCUCCCCAGGCAUCGUCAGUCACUACCUCCGAGCGUGCAGCAUCCUCAUCUUCAACUCCCACAGCAUGUCGAUCAAGCUCUCAGCCGCCGUGUGCUUUCUGGGCCUGGUGUCUUGCGCCCUCGCCGACAGCCCUCUGUAUGGACCUCCCGCCCCGCUUCACCACAACCACAUUCCCGUUCAUGAUCACAAAUUUCCUUACGAUUUCGCAUACGGCGUGGCCGACCACUACACUGGCGCCGACUUCGGCCACACUGAAACCUCCGACGGGAACGCAGUGAAGGGUUCCUACCACGUCCUCCUCCCUGAUGGGCGCAAGCAGAUCGUCACCUACACAGCCGACCACUACAACGGCUUCCAGGCCCAUGUUGCCUACGAAGGUGUAGCCCAUUAUCCGGAUCAACCUGCACCAAUCUACGGUUAAAUCUAUUUACGUUUCAUAUAUUUCUUAUGUAGUCUGGAUAAAAUAUGCCAUGUAUUUUUUUCCUUAUACAGAUAUUGAAAUUUCAUACAAAUUGCCGAUCAUAUGCCAUGCAUUUUAUUUUAGUAUAUAAGCUUAUAAUAUUACUCAAAAUCAAUAUUGUUGUGCUGUCGUUUCUCUUCAGAUUUAUCACAUUUCUCUGUGGAUUAAGGGAACACACUUUCAGUCAUAUCUAUCUCCUUAAGAGCCUUGAAAAGAUAGCCUAAAGCGCUUCCCCUAAAUUUGAAUAAUCUUAAAAUCCAUUGAUAUCUUUAUCUUCUCCUUCCAUCCGUUAUCUCUCUCUUAUCGUUAUUUUAUCCGUUUAAAAUAUUUUUGUUUUCAAUAUUACAUAUUGACAUUUAAAGGAUAAA
This is a messenger RNA of Penaeus monodon (black tiger shrimp), 903 nucleotides long. Its product is annotated as cuticle protein 7-like. Bases 140 to 496 code for a protein of 118 amino acids. The transcript has 4 exons. The record is from RefSeq and is a predicted model, not a curated record. Gene Ontology annotation, cellular component: extracellular matrix. Lineage: Eukaryota; Metazoa; Arthropoda; Malacostraca; Decapoda; Penaeidae.